Molecule: messenger RNA, 258 nt
Organism: Emericellopsis cladophorae
Lineage: Eukaryota; Fungi; Ascomycota; Sordariomycetes; Hypocreales; Bionectriaceae
Exons: 2
Coding region: 1-258 (85 amino acids)
Source: RefSeq, a predicted model, not a curated record
AUGGCAGCAACAACAACCGCAACACCCGUCCGUCCAUCUGGCGCCGCGGCCAGAGUCGUUCCCUUCCUCGUCGUCGCCGGCUCUGUUUCCAUCGUCGCCUACUAUGUCGGCUCCCAGCUGAGCCGGUCGCGGAACGUCAUGGACAGUCGCUUCGCGCAGUACAACAGCUCUCAGAGCGAGACGCAGCGUCGCAAAACCUUUGAGGGCAACGCGCACCUCGACCCCAGGACGAGCCUGUUCAACCUCCUGGGGCACUAG